Oncorhynchus masou masou (cherry salmon) is the source of this 870-nucleotide messenger RNA. RefSeq names its product gap junction beta-2 protein-like. Lineage: Eukaryota; Metazoa; Chordata; Actinopteri; Salmoniformes; Salmonidae. The record is from RefSeq and is a predicted model, not a curated record. Gene Ontology annotation, cellular component: connexin complex. Gene Ontology annotation, biological process: gap junction-mediated intercellular transport; cell-cell signaling. The coding region runs from base 22 to 870 and encodes 282 amino acids. The transcript is spliced from 2 exons. Gene Ontology annotation, molecular function: gap junction channel activity.
UGGGCCAGAGGAGCAGGAGAGAUGACCUGGGGGACCCUGUACACCCAGCUGGCUGGUGUGAACCGCCACUCCACCAGCCUGGGGAAGGUGUGGCUGUCUGUCCUCUUCAUCUUCCGUGUCACCGUGCUGGUCCUGGCAGCCGAAAGCGUCUGGGGGGACGAACAGAGUGACUUUGUCUGCAACACCCUGCAGCCGGGCUGCGAGAACGUCUGCUACGACCACUUCUUCCCCGUGUCCCACAUCAGGCUCUGGUGUCUGCAGCUUGUCUUCGUCUCCACGCCUGCUCUCCUCGUCGCCAUGUACGUGGCCUACCGUAAUCACGGCGACAAACGCCAGGUCCUGCAGCAGGGUUCAGUCGGGGGGCGUUGCCGCAGCGACAAGGCCCAGGCGGCCCAGGAGGCUGAGCUAGAGAGUCUGAGGAGGCGGAGGCUGCCAAUCGCCGGGCCGCUGUGGUGGACGUACGCCUGUAGUCUGGUCUUCCGCCUGCUGUUCGAGGGAGGCUUCAUGUAUGCUCUAUACGUGUUGUACGACGGCUUCCAGAUGCCCAGGCUGGUCCAGUGUGACCAGUGGCCCUGUCCCAAUGUGGUGGACUGCUUUGUCUCCCGCCCCACAGAAAAAACUGUCUUCACCGUUUUCAUGGCCGCCUCCUCCUGCGUCUGUAUGGCUCUCAACAUGGCCGAACUGGCCUACCUGGUGGCCAAGGCUAUCGCUCGGUGCCCGUCAUCACGGCGCAGAGGGGGAAAACAGAAAGGGAAGGGUGCAAACUGUUCCUCAACCUCUUCCAAAGACAAGACUCUGCAGCAGAACAAGAAGAAUGAGAAGUUGUUGUCGUCCUCUUCGUCUGGGUCCACCUGCAGCAAGGCGGUGUGA